AUGGCCAACUCAGGAGAUGACCAGUCCAGCAGCGAGCCAGUUAGUCUCCUCGGCGAACUGCAGCACAUGCUGAUGGUAUCACACUCGCCUAGCAAGACGGGAGACAGGAGCUCGACAAACUCUCCCGAGCUUCCGCAGGAGGAUGACCAUCGGUCACAUGCCUCGGGUGAUGAUUCAUGUGACGAGAAUGAUGUGGCGGACAUGGACGAAGACAACCAGGAGGAGGAGAAGCACCCAUGGGUGAUGGAGACGGAGAGCGUGGUCGACCGUGAGCUGGGCCCAUCACAAGAUCCUACGUCGAACACCCCCGGAGAUCCGGUGGCAUAUACUUUGAUUAGAGACUUAGACGACCGAGUCCAAAACAACGAGGAUCAGCUGAAAAAGCAAGGCUCUUUCAACGACAGUACCCACCAGAGCAUGACCACAAUGUCGCACAAAAUCCGCGCACUGGAGGCGAAGGUCGACCACUUGCAAGAUAUGAUAAAUGACUUAUGCAAGUCCCAGGGCAUGCCAGCUGUGGAGAGGAAGGCGGUACGCACUAGCUCGCCGCUACGCGCUGCGGUUGAGAGAAAACGCGCCGGGUCACGGCAAAUGGGACUGUACCGUGAGGCUACGAAAGAAAUGUAA
Penicillium alfredii is the source of this 627-nucleotide messenger RNA. RefSeq lists its product as uncharacterized. The transcript is spliced from 4 exons. The record is from RefSeq and is a predicted model, not a curated record. Lineage: Eukaryota; Fungi; Ascomycota; Eurotiomycetes; Eurotiales; Aspergillaceae. Bases 1 to 627 code for a protein of 208 amino acids.